Messenger RNA from Triticum urartu, 2658 nucleotides. RefSeq names its product trimethyltridecatetraene synthase. The record is from RefSeq and is a predicted model, not a curated record. NCBI's taxonomy places the organism in Eukaryota, Viridiplantae, Streptophyta, Magnoliopsida, Poales, Poaceae. Gene Ontology annotation, molecular function: monooxygenase activity; iron ion binding; heme binding.
UCCUUUCAGUAAACUGAUUUGGCUGUGGGAGAUAUGUAGCUGCUAUUGACUUGUGACCAAGUAUCUGAACCCGACCUUUUCUUGUUACAUGCCAUGCGAGGAAUGAAAUGAAGCGAGCUUUGAUGAUGUUUUGCAGCUGUAAAUUGUUUACUCAGGGCAAUGUCACCCUUCCCCGCAUAAUGAACUGACUCAGUGAGAUGAUUGGACCUGAUUGGCUGAUGCUUGGAGUACAUACCUGCAAUUGUUUCUGCCUUUAGCUUGCUGAUCCUGCAAUCGUAUCUAUGGAUCCUAGUUUUAGAUGUGCAAUCUCUUGUCAUGUUUUUUCCGUUGUCGUAAGAGGGUAACUAGUUAUUUAUCCUGAUAUGUAGGACUGAGAACUUAAGCUUGUUUUGCCUAUGUAUAUGUGAUGACAAUGGGAUGUUACCCGAAUUUUAGCAAAUCUUACCGAUGUUGGCAAGAAAUUCCGUUCAAGCUUCACAGUAUGUCGCUGAAAUGACAUCACGGCAUUUCUUCAGUUGCCAGCCAUAUCCUAGUUAAAUAAUUUGGCUGAGGGAAUUAUUAGUGCCAUAGCCUAUUUCUAUAUUCCUGCAUUAUCUAAGUUGAGAUUGUGACGUAUGCUAACAAGAUGAUUUCUAAAACACCAGUGUAAGAUUUUGAGAAUACCUUAAUUGUAUCUGCAUUUUAUCUUCAAGUUUUAUGAUGUACUAGUGAUCUAAACGAUCUUAUAUUUCUUUACAGAGGGAGUACUAAACUACAUCACAAUUCUAACAUUUGCUCGGACGUAGAAGUGGAAGUUCACAUUAAGAAUGAAUCCUCUCACGCCCUAAGACCAACAGUGUUUCGUCCUCUGACAGCAAGGAGGUCAGAAGCUCAAGAAUUGCUCGGACACCACACCACCCACUCUCAAAUCUCAAUGGAGCUACCACCAUGGGCGCCCUUCCUCGCCGUCGUGCUCGCCACCAUUCUCUUCUUGAAGGCCGUCUUCCGCCGCAAAGGCACGUGCAACCUCCCGCCUGGCCCCAAGCCAUGGCCGAUCAUCGGCAACCUCAACCUCAUAGGUGCACUCCCGCACCGCUCCAUCCACGCGCUCUCCAAGCAGUACGGCCCGCUCAUGCAGCUCCGUUUCGGGUCCUUCCCUGUCGUUGUUGGCUCCUCGGCCGAGAUGGCCAAGCUCUUCCUCAAGACCCACGACGUGGUGUUCACCGACCGGCCCAGGACCGCCGCCGGCAAGUACACCGGCUACGAUAACAGCACCAUCACAUGGUCCCCGUACAACGCGCACUGGCGCCAGGCGCGCAGGGUGUGCCUUGCGGAGCUCUUCAGCGCGAGGCGGCUCGAGUCGUACGCCUACAUCCGGCGCGAGGAGACGCGCGCCGUCCUGUGCGGCCUGCACGAGGCCUCCGGGCGCCUCGUGCUGCUCAAGGACCACCUGUCCACCCUGAGCCUGAACGUCAUCUCGCGCAUGGUGCUGGGCAGGAAGUACCUGGAGAAGCAGGCGGCGGGCGAGGACGGCUCGGCGACCAUGGCGCCGGAGGAGUUCAAGUGCAUGAUAGACGAGCUCUUCUUCCUCAACGGCGUGCUCAACAUCGGCGACUCCAUCCCAUGGCUCGACUGGAUGGACCUUCAGGGGUACGUCAGGAGGAUGAAGAAGCUGAGCAAGAAGUUCGAUCGAUUCCUAGAACAUGUCUUGGACGACCACAACGAGCGGCGGCGCCUCCAGGGCGAGAACUUCGUGUCACGGGACAUGGUUGACGUGCUGUUGGAGAUAGCCGGCGACCCAAAUCUUGAGGUCAAGCUCCACCGGAAUGGCGUCAAAGCUUUCAUUCAGGAUCUCAUCGCCGGUGGCACGGAAACCACGGCGAUCACAGUGGAGUGGGCCAUGUCGCAGAUGCUCAAGAAACCCGAGGUGUUCUCCAAGGCCACAGAGGAGCUGGACCGUGUGGUGGGGCGAGAACGAUGGGUGACGGAGGACGACAUCCCCAGCCUUCCCUAUGUGGAGGCCAUCGUCAAAGAAACCAUGCGGCUGCACCCGGUGGCGCCCAUGCUGGCACCCCGUUUGUCCCGUGAGGACGCUUCCGUCGGUGGCUACAACAUCCCCGUUGGUACGCGCGUGCUCAUCAACGUGUGGUCCAUCGGCCGUGACCCGGCAGUGUGGGAUUCGCCGGAGGAGUUCGUACCGGAACGGUUCGUCGGCAGCAAGAUCGACAUCAAGGGGCAUGACUUCGAGCUGCUGCCAUUUGGGUCCGGGCGGCGGAUGUGCCCCGGAUACAGUCUGGGACUGAAGGUGAUCCAUGUGAGCCUCGCCAACCUGCUGCACGGCUUUGUGUGCAAGCUCCCCGAUGGCGUGACGACGGAUCAGCUGAGCAUGGAGGAGAUCUUCGGCCUGUCGACCCCGCGCAAGUUCCCGCUACAGGUCGUGAUGAAACCCAAGCUCCAGGGCCACCUCUACGCAAGGGGUCAUUAGGGUAUUGUUGUCCGCUUCUUGUGCUUCCCAAGUCUCGUAUUGCGUUCUUGUGUUGCGUAGAGUCAUGUGGAAAAAUAAUGGGAAGAUUCGAUGGAUGCUUGUCCAUAAGAUGCUUGCUAACUAGGGGCAUUUGACGUCUAUAUAAUCUUCUCAUUUUUUUUAGAAAAGGAGGAUGACCCCCGGCCUCUGCAUCU